Molecule: messenger RNA, 821 nt
Organism: Acaulospora colombiana
Lineage: Eukaryota; Fungi; Glomeromycota; Glomeromycetes; Diversisporales; Acaulosporaceae
Source: the annotation of a GenBank genome assembly
CCGAAUUUCAAUUGGAUCUCAAGCCUGCAAUUCCUAAACUUGUUGCACUCUUCGCCGAUCCCGCCAUGAAUAUUCGUUGGGGAGCACAAAAUGCGAUAUUGAGCUCUGCAGUACAAACUCCACUGCAGUACGAUAUCAAGGCUACGAUGCCUAAUAUCAUCCAGUUGUUCUCUCAUGGCUCUGAUCCAAUUCGAAAGGACGCAGUAUGGGCUAUAUCGAGAUUCGUGAUCUUGGGUGAUUUUCAGUCGGAGAUCAAAGACAUCAUCCCAAAGGUCAUCGAGAUGCGUGCUGAUAAUUUUGAAUGGAAACCCAGUUAUCUGACCAAUGAGGAAGCUGGACUACACUCUGAGGUGAAGGCUUCGACACCAAAAGUCAUGGAGCUCCUUACGGACGGGGCCGAGUGGAUUCAAAGAGCUACAUUGAAAGUGAUAUGGCGCUUCUCAGAACAAGGUCAAGGGGUUGCUACCAAGGAUAACACAGCUAUUUGUGGACAAAUCAGAGUCAGUUUCGAAAGAUGCGAGCCCAUCGAAGCCGAGUUUCGACCCGAGAUCAAGACAGAAAUACCAAAGAUGGCCCUAUUGUUCGCUCACAGAUCCGAAAAUACUCAGGUCGCGGCAUUACGUGCCAUAAGAGGCUUAGCUGCCCAGAUCGAGUAUCAACCAGAUAUUUCCAAUACGAUUCCACGCGCUCUGGUCCUCCUCAAUCACAGGUCUGAAACCAUUCGAGGAGUGACAUUGGACAUGUUGGCCGAAUUUGCAACCCAAGAGGUCGCGCCAGCAAUACCGCGAGUCAUCGAACUACUUUCCGACGGCUCUAAAUGG